Molecule: messenger RNA, 5092 nt
Organism: Belonocnema kinseyi
Lineage: Eukaryota; Metazoa; Arthropoda; Insecta; Hymenoptera; Cynipidae
Product: prodigiosin synthesizing transferase PigC-like
Exons: 17
Coding region: 510-4097 (1195 amino acids)
Biological process (GO): phosphorylation
Molecular function (GO): kinase activity; ATP binding
Source: RefSeq, a predicted model, not a curated record
CGUUGAACGCACGUAGUUUAAAUUGCAUAAACGUUACUAGUUACGUAAUAUUUUUCCUUGGAUUAUCCUAUAUGCGAAAAGAUCACGUGAUUCAUAAUAAGUUAGACACUCGGACUGUAAACAUGCAGUGCAUUCUCGAAAAUUUUUAUAUUUUUUAAUAAAUAAUCUUCCUGUGAUUUUGAAGUGUUGUAAUGAAAUUAAUUAAUUAUUAUUAUUAAAAAACAAUAAAGCUCGUGAUAAUAAUAGGUGCAAUAAUGAGUAAAGUUCUAAUUAUCAGAUCUGAUUCUAAGGAAAUAACGUAUCGAAUUAAUUAAUCUUGAUUAAAUUCGUAUUAAAAUGAGAUUUUGAAGUAGUAUCAAAGAUAUACUUAUCAGUAAUUUCCAAGAUAAUUUUUAUCAGUAUCUGAAAAUGUGAUAUGGGUAUCACGGAAGUUUUGCGAUAAUCAGCCUCAUUUGGACGUUGAUCAGAAUAGAAAGGGUCUCGUGAAAUUUAUAUGAAGUAGAAAAAAAAUGGAAAUUUCUAUUUGUGCUCAGCUCCUGUUACUUGCGGUUUGUGCUGCUUUGACUUAUUUUUCGUUGAGGAAAGUGAAAAAUGAAGAGACUCAAAAUUCAGGUUUCAGGAAAUAUUUUUCGCAAAUUGAAUUCUGGCUGUGUGUCAGAAGACGGAAAAGAAUUUAUGAAUAUCUUCGAGAAGAAAAAUUCGAUAAGUUGCUGAAAAUUGAUAAGGCGAAGUAUAAGGAUGAAAUGAAAAAAAUCCUGAAUGACAAAGAUAUUUUAGAUAGCUCUUUAUUUUACGGAACUGACCAAAAAGGAAAUUCAUUUUUCAUCAAACAUGUCAGCAAAGGCAAUGAGAAGGAACUACUCUUGGUUUUAAAUUUUUCUGAUGGAAGAACCUACGAACUUCCAGAUCAUCCAAGCACAAAAACGUUGAAAUUUGACAAACAAAGUUGGUCCAUUGGUGGCUUAAAAAUUUCAGUAUUGGAACCUUUGAAACGAUUUCGUAUUACAUUUAACGGUUUGCUCAGAAAUGGAAUUAGGCACAAAAUUUCAGACGGUAUGGGAGAAAUUGAACAUGUUCGUUUUAAUUUCAUAUUCAUUGCGAAUUCUGCGCCUUUGAUGAAUACCGAUUUUUGGAGAAAUGAUUUAAACAAGGGAUUAUCAACUAAAUGGUUGGGUAAAAUAAAAUCUGAAGAAGCGAGUGGAUUUGAUCAAUGGGGGUCUCUUAUAGGUCAAGCUAUUUUUGAAGAUUCAUCUACCAAAGAAUUUUAUUUGAGAGGCGUACGUCAAAAAGAAUGGAAAAGUGAAAUAAUUUCAAAUUGCGAUAGGAUAAUUUGCUUUUUUGGAUCGAUUAAAGGACUUACAUUUCACUUCAAUAUCAGAGAAUUAAAAGAUUGCUCACAAAUAGUAAAAUUUGGCCAUUUGAAAUUGGUCGACGGCUCUAUACAUGCUGUGGAUUGGUUAAAUUUUAACGCUGAAGUUUUUGUUAAUCCGCAGGAAGGAAAUUCCGAAAUAAUUCAAUUCAAAGCUGGAGAAAAUAAAUUUGAAUUCUCUUCAAAGUUUCAAAAAGAUUCAAGGCGAAUUUUGCAUCAGGGUGAAAAUUUAGAUGAAGAAUAUUUGACUUACGAAGUUAAGUUGCAAAAAAAUAAAAAUGAAGGAACAGCAUUGGUUGUAAUAUGGACUCCUCAAAAGAGAAACUUCUCAAAGCAGAAUAGCUCUGAACUUUCUAAUUCUUUGAGACCUAAUUUAAUGAAGGUGUCAACAAAUUUUGUUUUAUCAUUUCGAGAAGAGACUUGUCAAAAUGAAGAACUUGUUGGUGGAAAGGGAAGCUCUCUCGCUUUGUUAACUUCAAUCGAAACUAAUGAAUUUUCUGUGCCACAAGGCUUUUGCAUAACAGCUCCUGCACUAAAGUACCAAAUCGAUUCGUGUGAGAAUUUGUCACAAGCUAUUGAUGACCUUGAAAAAUUGCACAUCAAUCAAAAGACUGAAGUUUUGAAAAAUUAUUGCGAAAGAAUUGUUUCGUUAUUGGAAAGUACAUCUAUAAUUGCGCCAGUACGAGAAACAAUAUUGAAAGCUUUAAAGGAUUUGGAAGAGGAUGAGAAAUUGAAGAAUUCAAAGGAAAAUUCAGUACGUUUUGCUGUUCGAUCAAGUGCAGUCGGGGAAGACAGUGAAGAAACUUCAGCCGCUGGUCAAAAUUCGACUUUUCUUGGAAUUCAGGGUGCAGAAAAUAUUUUGAAAUAUGUUGCACAUUGUUGGGCGAGUCUUUACACUUACCAGAGUGUUGAAUACAGAAGGAGACAAGGAUUGCCUAUAAAAGCCUCUAUGGGAGUUUGUGUCCAAAAAAUGGUGAAUGCCGAAGUAGCAGGUGUGAUGUUCACCAGACAUCCAACAACAGGCGAUCCAAGAAAGAUUCUAAUCACUUCAAAUUAUGGCCUUGGCGAGACAGUAGUUUCAGCAAUGGUGGAACCAGACACAAUAAUAUUUGAAAGGGACUGGAAUGAUACUUUAACAAUCAAGAGUAUUGCAGUAGGAAAAAGAUUUCAAAAGAUUACAAUGACCGAAAAUUCCGGAACUGGUCUCAUUGAACUCACUGAAGAGGAAAUUAAUAAAAGCUCUCUUUCAAAUCAGAUCGCCCUCAAUUUAGCUAAAGUUGGAAUACAGUUGGAAAAUAUAUUCCAGAGUUCUCGAGAUAUUGAAUGGGCUAUUGUCGGAGAUAAAAUAUUUCUACUUCAAUCUCGUCCCAUCACUUCUCUUGAUAACUGGACCGAUUUUGAAUUGACACACGAGUUGGAUUCAAUAGUCCCGGUUGAAAAUGAUAUUCUUACAUUUGCAAACGUUGGCGAAGUUCUUCCUGGAGUCUUAUCAACUUUGACACUCAGCACUUUCGUCGUUUAUUUGAAUGGUGUCGUUAACGGAAAUUUCAACAAGCCUUCCAUUAUUCCCUACAUUGAACAUAACAUUCAUAUUUCUUCUAUGAGAAUCACCCUGAAUUAUAUGAAUACAAUGCUGGCAAAAAUCGAAAAAGAAUUACCUAUAACGGUCAAAAUAAUCGACGUGGCUGUUUGUGGUCAUGAAAUAACAACACCAGAACUUUAUGAACAAGCGAGAGAAAGAAAUGGUACAAAUAACUUCAUAGAGUCGUUUUUAUUUAAACUAGACAUGGCCUUCGAUAUUUGGAAUGGCGACAAAAAAUUACAGGAAAUAUUUCAAGUUUUUAAGAAUAUCAAACUAGAUCCGACUGAGUUUGAUAGGCCUCUAAAUAUUUAUCAAGCAAUCGAAAAUUCAAUGGAUCAACUAGAAGAGAUUACAGAUUGCCACAAUAUAAUUUCAAGAAUAAGUGUUUUCUGGGAAAUUUUCCUCAUUUCGGUUCUCACUGAAAACAGCGGCGAUCUAACAGCUGAACAUUAUUCAGACAUUGCUGUUUUGUUAAGUUCAUGUAGCGACGUUAUUAGUGCAGAAGUUCCAAUAGCACUACGAAAAAUUGCAAAAUUUAUCAAAGAUACUGGAAGGGGAGAAGAAUUUUCUCAAAUUGAUGCUGGGAAUGUUGCUGAGUGGCUCAAAGAAAAUUGCACAAAAGCUGCUGAUUUAUUAGAAAAGUUUUUGAAGCACCAUGGACACAGAAGUAUUAAAGAAAUGGACUUCAUUUCUGAAACUUGGAGUAUGAAACCUGAAAAACUUUUUAGUGCUAUACAGGCGAUGGUAAAAUGUGCAGCAGAAACGACACAAAUUGUAGAUCUCAGCCCAGAAGAGACAGUCGCUAAAUUGAAAACUCCAAAGAAAAAAAUAACCAGAUGGAUUUUAGAAAAAUUCGUGAUGCGUUCUAGAAAGGCGGUGGCUCGUCGAGAAAAGUCCAAAUCAGUUUUAACACAUGCGAUACACAAAUUCAGAUUGUGUUAUCGAAAACUCGCCAACCUACUCGUUGCAGAAAAUCGUCUUCCCGAAAAGAAUCUGUUAUUUUUCUUAACUCACCACGAGAUUGGAUUAUUGAUUGAGAAACGUGACCUUUCCUUAGUUCGAAAGUCGUUCAAUGCUGAGGAGAAAACAAUGUACCCAAUGCAUGGGACUAAAUUUUAUUUUUGUAUUAUCUGCGUAAUAAAAUAGUGCAAUAUGCAACAAGGGACGAAAGGAUUUUUUCCGCGGGCAGUAAUUACCCGAGGUAAUUACAUUUUUCUAUAGCUUUGUUCGCGCCUCGAAUUUUGAUCGACUAAUUUUUACUUUCAGCCCGCUAAUUUUAUUUUCGCCUCGAAAAUUUUACUUUCGCCCCGCUAAUUUUACUUUCACCUCGCUAAUUUUACGUUCACCACUCUGAUUUUACUUUCGCUCCGCUAAUUUUACUUUCGUCCCGCUAAUUUUACGUUCUCCCCGCUGAUUUUACAUUCGUCCCGCUAGUUUUACUUUCGCCCCGUUAAUUUUUCUUUCGCUCCGCUAGUUUUACUUUCGACCCACUAAUUUUACUUUCGCCCCUCUAAUUUUACUUUCGCCCCUCUAAUUUUACUUUCACCCCGCUAAUUUUACGUUCACCACGCUGGUUUUACUUUCGUCCCGCUAAUUUUAUUUUCACCUCGAAAAUUUUACUUUCUGCCCGCUAGUUUUACUUUCACCUAGUUUAUUUUACUUUCGCCUUGCUGAUUUUACUUUCGCCGCGCUAAUUUUCCUUUUUUCCCGAUAAUUUUACGUUCGCCCCGCUGAUUUUACUUUUGCCAUGAUGAUUUUACUUUCGCCCUGCUAAUGUUAUUUUAUCUUCGCAAAUUUUUCUUUCGUCUCGAUAGUUUUACUUUCACCUCGCUAAUUUUAAUUUCGCUCCGCAAAUUCGGCUUGCCGAAAAUAUAUGCUACUUUCGCCCUUGUUUUUAGGGGCAAAAGGUAGCUAUUUCGGUGGAAUGUGGAAUAAAAUAAUUGAUAUAAUUUUAUUAUGACAUUAAAUGCUUCUUAACAAAUAGAAACUAUUUUUCAAAUACACUUAUAUAGAAAAAAUUCUUUUUUACGAAGAUAUUAGCAAAAUAGGACAGAAAUGGACCGACCGAAUCUCAUGCAUUUGGUCUAUUGUUUUCCGCUCAGAAAUCAACGAAGUGGAUUUAGUUGUGUUUGAAGUGAAAA